This is a messenger RNA of Staurois parvus, 1584 nucleotides long. The record is from the annotation of a GenBank genome assembly. NCBI's taxonomy places the organism in Eukaryota, Metazoa, Chordata, Amphibia, Anura, Ranidae.
AUGACAUCACAUUGCCUCCACCUCCCUCCCUGAUAGAAGAGAGAAAGAAGAAGAAGAUUCUAGAAGUCACCAGAGAGAUCACUGAGCUGCUGACAGGAGAGGUGAGCGGGUGCCGGGAAUUCUGGGACAUUCUCCAGUAAGGAGGAGUGGGAGUAUUUAGAAGGACACAAGGAUCUCUACAAGGACGUCAUGAUGGACAAUCAGCCGCCCCUCACAUCACCGGAUGGAUCCAGUCAUGGGAACCCACCAGAGAGAUGUCCCCGUCCUCUGUAUUCCCGGGAUUCCACACAGGAAGGUCACACCAUCCCUCACCAUCAUCAGAGUGGAAUCCUCGGGGAUGAUAAUAUUGAUGUUAAAGAAGAGUAUAAAGAGGAGGAUGAGGAGUAUGGAGUGAUGGAGGAGUUUUCAGAAGGACACAAGGAUAUGAUGGAGCCACCUAAUACCAGGAACCCACCAGAGAGAUGUCCCCAUCCUCUGUAUUCCCGGGAUUCCACACAGGAAGGUCACACCAUCCCUCACUAUUACAAGGGUGAAGAUCUGAUAGAUAUAAAAGUUGAGGUGAAAGCAGAAGAAGAAGAGACGUAUGUGAGGGAUGAUCAGCAGUCUAUGGAGGAGGAUGGAAUAACGGGGACAUUUAUAGAGGAGGACACUCCUACAGAGAUCAGCACAGUCCAUGGCCGGGAGAUGAGGAAAACCUCCGAGGAUUGUCUCACUUUGUCUCCAGACUGGAAAGUAGAAGAUGAUGAGGACAUCACACAGUAUAGUCCAGGAGAAAACCCGGCUCCCUCCAAUGUCCAUCCGGCACCACCCAGUGUAGAUGGACCAUCGGAUUCCUCGUAUCCUGAGGAACCUCAGACUGUGCAGGACCGGGCCGGCCUUCCAACAGGGAAGAGGUUCUCCUGUACUGAGUGCGGGAAAUGGUUCCCUUCUGAAUUCCGUCUUAAUGUGCAUAAAAGAUCUCACACAGGAGAGAAGCCGUAUUCAUGUCCUGAGUGCGAGAAAUGUUUUUCAGCUAAGUCCAAUCUUUAUAGUCAUCAGAGAUCUCACAUGGGAAAGAAACCAUAUUCCUGUUCUGAGUGUGGGAAAUGUUUUGCACAAAAAUCAACAUUUGUUGUACAUCAGAGACAUCACACCGGGGAAAAGCCAUAUUCAUGUCCCGAGUGUGGGAAAUGUUUUUCAGGCAAGUCUAGUCUUUACAGACAUCAGAGAUCUCACACGGGGGAGAAGCCACUUUCCUGUCCUGAGUGUGGGAAAUGUUUUGCAUACAAAACAGGACUUGUUAUACAUCAGAGAUGUCACACGGGGGAAAAGCCGUAUUCAUGCCCUGAGUGCGGGAAAUGUUUUUCAACUAAGUCCAGUCUUUAUAAUCAUCAGAGAUUGCACAAGGGACAGAAGCCAUAUUCCUGUUCUGAGUGCGAGAAAUGUUUUGCACAAAAAUCAAAACUUGUUGUACAUCAGAGAAGUCAUACGGGGGAAAAGCCAUAUUUCUGUCCUGAGUGUGGGAAAUGUUUUUCAGACAAGUCCCAUCUUUACAAACAUCAGAGAUCUCACAUGAGGAAGAAGCCACUUUCCUGUCCUUAGUGA